AUAAUGAAAAUUUGUAAAAUUUAUUCAUUUAUAUUUAUAAUAAUUUCAAUCUUAUUUUUUUCUUUAARAAUUAAUUUUAUAAUUAAAGAUUAUAAAAUAAUUAUUGAAUAUUCAUUAAUUAAAUUAAAUAGAAGAAUUAUUAGAAUAAUUAUUUUAUUAGAUUGAAUAAAUUUAUUAUUUAUAAGAUUUGUUUUAUUUAUUUCUUCAAUAGUAAUUUAUUAUAGAGAGGAAUAUAUGAUAGGAGAUUUAAAUUUGAAUCGAUUUAUUUUAUUAGUAGUAAUAUUUGUAUUAUCAAUAAUAUUAAUAAUUAUUAGUCCUAAUUUAAUUUCUAUUCUUUUAGGGUGAGAUGGGUUAGGUUCAGUAUCAUAUUGUUUAGUAAUUUAUUAUCAAAAUAUUAAAAGAUAUAAKGCAGGCAUAUUAACGGCACUAUCAAAUCGGAUUGGUGAUGUAGCUUUAUUAUUAUCAAUUGCUUGAAUAUUAAAUUUUGGUAGUUGAAGGUUUAUUUAUUAUUUAGAUUUUUUGAAAACUGAUAAGAUUAUAGAGUUAAUUUCUUUAAUAGUAAUUUUAGCAGCAAUAACUAAAAGAGCUCAAAUUCCUUUUUCUUCAUGAUUACCUGCAGCUAUAACUGCUCCUACUCCUGUAUCUGCUUUAGUUCAUUCUUCAACUUUAGUUACUGCUGGUGUUUACUUAUUAAUUCGGUUUAAUUUUGUUUUUAGAGAAUCUUUAGAAAUAUUAUUUUUAUUAAUUGUAAGUUUAACCAUGUUUAUAUCAGGAUUAGGGGCUAAUUUUGAAUUUGAUUUAAAAAAAAUCAUUGCACUUUCAACUUUAAGUCAAUUGGGUUUAAUAAUAAGGAUUUUAGCUUUAGGGAGUUAUGAAUUAGCUUUUUUUCAUUUAUUAACACAUACUUUAUUUAAAACAUUACUAUUUAUAUGUGCAGGUUCAAUUAUUCAUUCAAUAAAUAAUUGUCAAGAUAUUCGUUAUAUAGGAAAUUUAAUUAAUCAGAUGCCGUUAGUAUGUUCUUUUUUUAAUAUUUGUAAUUUUUCUUUGUGUGGAUUACCAUUUUUAUCUGGUUUUUAUUCUAAAGAUUUAAUUGUUGAGGUUAUAUCAAUGAAUUUAUUAAAUUUAAUAAUUUAUUUAUAUUUUUAUAUUUCUGUUGGAUUAACAGUAUGUUAUAGAUUUCGUUUAUCAUAUUAUAGAUUAACAGGAAGAUUUAAUUAUUUAAGAUUGCAUUGUUUGAUAGAAAAACAAAGUUAUAUGUUAAAAGGUAUAUUAGGAUUAAUUGUUAGAGUAAUUUUUAGUGGUAGAAUAUUAAUAUGAUUAAUUUUUCCUUCACCACAUUUUAUUUGUUUACCAAUUAUUUUAAAAAUAAUAACUUUAAUUAUAAUUAUUUUAGGAAUCUAUAUUGGAUAUGAAUUAGCUAAAUUUAAAUUAAGUUUUAAUUUAAAGUCUCUAGAUUAUUUAACAUUAAGGAGAUUUUUAGCUAUAAUAUGAAAUAUACCAAUAAUUUCAACUUUAGGUAUUAAUUAUUAUCCUAUUUAUUAUGGAAAUAAAUAUUUUAAAAAAUUUGAUCAAGGUUGAAUUGAGUAUUAUGGUGGACAAAAUUUAGGAAUUAAAUUUCAAUUAUUUGCAAAAGUUGUACAGUUAUUAUCAAUAAAUCAUUUAAAAAAUUUUUUUAUAUUAAUAAUUUUUUGAUUAAUAUUUGUAAUUAUUUUAU
Messenger RNA from Anoplophora glabripennis (Asian longhorned beetle), 1714 nucleotides. The record is from the annotation of a RefSeq genome assembly. Lineage: Eukaryota; Metazoa; Arthropoda; Insecta; Coleoptera; Cerambycidae.